This is a messenger RNA of Cryptococcus deneoformans JEC21, 1772 nucleotides long. RefSeq lists its product as hypothetical. Gene Ontology annotation, biological process: endocytosis; actin filament organization. Gene Ontology annotation, molecular function: phospholipid binding; clathrin binding. Bases 26 to 1621 code for a protein of 531 amino acids. The transcript is spliced from 7 exons. Lineage: Eukaryota; Fungi; Basidiomycota; Tremellomycetes; Tremellales; Cryptococcaceae. Gene Ontology annotation, cellular component: clathrin vesicle coat; endosome; plasma membrane. The record is from RefSeq and is a predicted model, not a curated record.
CUGCUCCAUUACUUUGCCAUCAACAAUGGCUGCGUCUUUACAGCAUCUCGGCCGAGGCGCCCUCCGAGUCGCCAAAAACUACACCAAGGGCUACACAGACACGCAAACGAAGGUCCGGGAAGCCACUUCUAAUGACCCAUGGGGACCUUCCGGCACCAUGAUGAACGAGAUUGCUCAGCUGACCUACAACCAAAACGACUUUGUGGAAGUUAUGGAGAUGCUCGACAAACGUUUGAAUGACAAAGGGAAGAACUGGCGACACGUUUUCAAGGCGCUCACCCUUCUCGACUACUGCCUCCACGCUGGCUCGGAAAACGUGGUCAUCUACUUCAAAGACAAUAUUUACAUCAUUAAAACUCUCAAAGAGUUUGUCUAUGUGGACGACAAUGGAAAGGAUGUGGGAUCCAAUGUUAGACAAAAGGCAAAGGAUAUCACCAAUCUUCUUCAAGACGAGUCGAGACUGAGGGAAGAAAGACGUUCCCGGGGUGCUAUGCGAGACAGAAUGUUGGGUACCAUCGAAGCAUCUGGUCUUCGUGGUGACCGUGACUACGGAGAACCUCGUAGCCCAGCUCGACAAAAUGAAUCUCCACGCCCUGCUCAACAGAACGAAUCUCCACGCCCUACAACUCGACCGAACAGGUCUCGUGACGAAGAAGACGAUCUUAAAAAGGCCAUCGAAGAGUCCAAGCGGAUGUCUGAGGAUGAAGCUAGGAGAAGAAGUAUGUUGACUCAGGAAGAGGACGAUCUUCAACGGGCCAUCAGAUUGUCUGAGGAGGAGGAAGCGAAAAGAAAGCGAGAACAAGAGAGUGCGACUCAGAAUGCGUUGUUUGACGAUAGCUUGAACUUACAAUCUCAGAAUGCCUAUACUCAGCAACCGGAUCUCUUUGCUCAGCAGACUCAGCAGAUGCCGGUGCAGCCUACUAGCGGUUGGCCAUUGGUCGAUGUUGGAUGGGGCCAGCAGCAACAACAGCUACAGCCGCAGUAUACGUCUUAUAAUCCGUUCUACGCUCAGAUGCAGGAACAACAAAUGCAACAACAGCAACAAGAGGAGUAUAUGCGUCAGCAAAUGGCUCUCCAGGAGCAACAACGCCAGCAGCAAGAGUGGAUACAGCAACAGCAAUAUUUACAGCAGCAACACACUUCUUUGCUAGCUCAGCCUACAGGAUAUGGAUCCAACAAUCCAUUUGCACCUAGUUUAGGCAGUCAGCAGACUGGACAAAUUUCAUCGCCUCAGCCGCAGCAGCCAUCUUUCCUCCCUGUCCCUAACGUUACCGCACAAUCCCAGUCUCCUGCUCCUCAAGCUCAGAUGCCAGAGCAACAGCCUCUUGAGCCUCAAGCGACAGCUAGACCGGCUUGGACACCCCAGACUAAAACAAAUGACGUCGAGCAUGGCCAGUUGGCUUCCUUGUUGGCGCGAGGCAGGGAGGAUGGUUUGGAUACGUUUGGUAACAUGGGCAACCUCCGUAUUCCCGUGGGAUCGACGUUUCACAAUUCCAAUAGAAUUGCCAUGCAGCAGACGGGUGCAGGUGGUCUCGGGGCGAAUAAUCCUUUUGGUCAGAAACAAGCGCAGCAGGGUCAGCAGCAAGGACAGAGUAGGGAACAACCAUUCUUCUCAAUCUAAAUACUUGGCUAUAACAUCUGGUUCCUUUCAACGGCAUGUUUUGUUUAUGCGAUCGGACCACUGGAUAUAUGUUACUGAAAAGGAUACCGUAGUUCUUCUCUUUACUUAGUGUUGAUGAUACCGUGCAUUUAUGACAAUAUGAUUUUGCUUG